UUCCGCUCGUUCUCGUGAGUGCGUGGUGUGCUAGGCAGAGCACGGGAUACGCGCAUGCAGGUAGCGGACUAACAGUUGAGUACUCGGUGAUUAGAGACGUUUUGGUGACAGUUCUGCUGCAGGUGGUUCGUCUUUUCUUCGUUGCCAGACAGUGAAACAGCGAGACUACGGUGGAGGUGUAAUGGACUCUUGAAACGAGUUAAACAAGUGUCUCAACAUCCUCAGAUUAUAGACAGUGUAUUAUACUUGACCCUCCCCUUCGUUCAACCUUUCAGUAUUUCACCAUGGAGGCCAGAGGAAAGUAUGACUUCAAUGGCAAAGCAGAAGAUGAGCUCAGCUUCCGGAAAGGAGACAUUCUGAAGAUCCUGGGAUCUCAAGACGAAUGGUUCAAAGCAGAGCUACAUGGUCAUGAGGGCUUCAUACCUAAAAACUAUGUUGACAUGCAAACGCUGAGCUGGUACAAAGAGAACGCCAGGCGUGGCUCGGCUGAGGAGAUUCUCAUGUCCCGAGAGGUGGGUGCUUUCCUGAUCCGUGGCAGCCAGAGUUCCCCUGGAGACUUCUCCAUCUCAGUCAGACACGAGUAUGAUGUACAGCAUUUUAAAGUUAUGAAGGAUAAAUCGGGCCAGUACUACUUGUGGACGGACAAGUUUACCUCUCUAAACAAGCUUGUAGAGUUCUACAAGACCACCUCCAUAUCCAAGCAGAGGGAGAUCUUCCUUAGUGACGGAAGUGGAAAUGAGCCACGAGCACCUCCACCUUUAAGGAGUCAACCCGACGUUCGACCUUCCCCAGGUGGUGGUUAUGGCAGUCCCCCAACCUCAUCACAACACCGCAACACAACAGAUCAGAGUCACAACCAGAAGAGUAAGAGAGGAAGUGUUGAGGAUAAAGCUAACACUGUGGGACACCAAGGGAGGAACAGCCCAGCCCCUUGGCGAACCUCUGAAACUUUGCCUGCUCCGAGGUCAACCAUACAGGUGAUGGCAAUGUAUGACUUCACAGCAGAGGAAGAUGACGAGUUGGGCUUCAGUUCCGGUGACAUCAUUGACGUACUGGACCGCUCUGAUGCGUCAUGGUGGAAAGGUCGAUUGCGCGGCAGGACUGGUCUUUUCCCUGCCAAUUACACAGAACAGAUCUAAAGUCUUCUGAUUGCUCAGAGGUGUGGAAUCACUAUACUAAGAGUCAAAUCUAUCAUUCUCUUACCAAAUGCCUGUCAAUAAUGUAUGGACUGGUCGAUUAUUUUCAAAUUACUUUUUAUAAAACUGGCUGCAGAACUGUUGAGGAGAAGUGAGAAAAAGACUCAUGAAGCUCUUUGUUGCUUCUCUUUUUCAUAUACAUAACCAUUUUU
This is a messenger RNA of Sinocyclocheilus rhinocerous, 1348 nucleotides long. RefSeq names its product GRB2 related adaptor protein 2a (gene grap2a). NCBI's taxonomy places the organism in Eukaryota, Metazoa, Chordata, Actinopteri, Cypriniformes, Cyprinidae. Bases 285 to 1139 code for a protein of 284 amino acids. The record is from RefSeq and is a predicted model, not a curated record. Gene Ontology annotation, molecular function: protein binding. The transcript has 9 exons.